UGAGUGCAGCUUGAUUUGCGGUGUGAUGGCAAGGCGUACAUGUGCAACGACAGCAGCAGCAUGCCGAUAGGGCUAUGAGAGCGGCAGCAGAAGCUGAGGCAGAGGUGGAUGCGGACGCGCCGCCAGCAGGCGGCGCGUUGGUUGGGUUGGUCAUGUGCGCAGCUGCUUCUCCUCUCUGACGCCGACCUCCAUACGCUUCCAGAGCUCGAGGUCAUGAAGGAGGAGCGCAAACAAGAGCGCCGGCGCCACGAGGAGGGACGCAAGGAGGAGCGCCAGCGCCACGAAGAAGAGCGCAAGCAAGAGUCCCAGCGCCACGAGGAGGAGCGCAAGGACGAGCGUCAGCGCCACGCGGAAGAGCGCAAGGAGAUCCUGCGCCUCGUCACUGCUCGUGACGCAGCAGCAGCGCCACCCAGCAGAUGGCGCCGUGCCAGCCUCGCUAUGCGCGGCGCAGGCGACCUUCUGCGCGAUGGCGUCGAGCUCUACACAACCGUCGAGCACCUUGCGCGCAAGUGCUCGUCUAACGAGCACCUUGCGCGCACGUACUCUAACCCUUCCUAGAUGUGGCACCUCCUUUCUCCAGCCCGCAUCUUGUUGUUCCCUUCAUUCAUACCCCUCUCUCCUACACACAUACCUUACUUCUCGGACCACACAUGAAUACACCUAUCAUAGAGCGAUGCGAUUGAGGAAGAGCAGAUCGCAGGACAGCUUCGCUCUCGCGCAGCAGCGAGCUGCCGGCCGUGGCGAGCCGCUAGGCCUCCUCGUCCUUGUAGUUGGCCAUCGGGUCCUCGUACUUGGUGCUCGCCAUGCGGUACGCCUCGAGCUGCUCCUCGG
Molecule: messenger RNA, 831 nt
Organism: Tilletiopsis washingtonensis
Lineage: Eukaryota; Fungi; Basidiomycota; Exobasidiomycetes; Entylomatales
Exons: 1
Coding region: 109-558 (149 amino acids)
Source: RefSeq, a predicted model, not a curated record